CCCGCCGUCCGGCUCAGGCGGCGGGCCCGCCGGUGCGCGCGCGAGAGCGCGCACAGGCCGGCGCGGCCAGAGCGUGCCGGGCCGCGCGCAGCGGCGCGGCGCCGCGGGCCGUCCUCCUGCGGGCUGUGGGCCGCCUCCCCGGCCGUUCCCGCCUGUAGGCUCCUCUGGGGAGGCCCGCCGAUCCCCGGCACCCGCCCGGCAGGAGCUGCUCUUUCCGUUGCGUCCUCCCAGGCUGCCACGGAAGCGGAGAGAGGAGAGGCGAGGCAGGUCCUUCGAUCUGCGGGCGACGCGCCGUUCGCAUACUCGAUGCCGGAUGUCGAUGCAGCGGCGUGCCACCGCCUACAUCCAGGUCCAGGACGGACACGGGGCGACUCGUGCCCGCUUCGGGCGCGUGCCCGUGCUGGUCCAUCGGCCGAGCGCGUACGCGGGCGCCAGCGCCGCAGACAACUCCGCGGUGCCCAACGCCGACUUGCGCCUCUCGUGGGCACACGGCUACGACGGCGGCCGCGUGGGUUCAGUCCAUUGGAUCUCCGACAACGAGUUUGCCCACCCACUGGCCGGCUGCUGCGUCGUCCAGAGGCUUGAGCCGCGUGCGCAGCGCUUUUUCUUGGGCCACAGCACCCAGGUCACCUGCCUGGCGUUCAGCCCCGCCGCGGGCCUGUGCGCUAGCGGUCAGACGGACCCCGCUGGCAGCGGCCGCCCCUUCGUCGGCGUCUGGGCCCCGUCGGAUUGCGUGCUGCAGACGGUGCUCGUUUUCCACGACCGCGAAAUCAUGGCUCUGGCGUUCGACCCCUCUGGGCAGGUCCUCUUCAGCAUGGGCGGCGACAACAACCACACCAUAGCCGCCUGGAAGGACUUUCUACCGCCGCAGCGCGGCCGCAGCCGGGCGGCGAUGCAGGAGAGCUACCCCAUGGUCAUGCGGGAGCCGGUGUUCUCCGUCGGCGGCGGGCAGACCCCGUCUUUCGCCUUCGCCAUGCCCGCCGCGGGCCCGCCGCGAGCGCGGGGGGGCGGCGCGGAGAGCACCUUGUCCGUCAUGUUCGCUGCCUACGACGCCGGGUGCGCUGACAAGGGCUUGGGGAGCCGCAUGCAGCUGCAGUUCUGGAGCUUCUCGCACGGGAGCGACGGGGCUUACGACCUGAAGGGCAAGUUGGCCACGUUCGGCCAGUGUCCGAAGCCGGAGCAGGUGACGUUCGUUUCCUGGACCGCGGCCGGCCUCGCCCUCGUCUGCGGCGACAACGGCCUCUUCUACCUCUUCGAGAAGUCGCAGCCGAUCCGCCACGGCCGCGUCUGCGGCGCCGCCCUCGGCUUCGGCGUGGAGGUCCCGGGCCUGGACUGCCUCGUCUUCGGCUCUGGGGACGCGGUGCUGCACUUCGGCCAUCGCGAGCCGCCGACGCAGGCCGCGCUGGACCGGGGCGGCGGCGGCUGGCUCACGCCGGUGCGCCUGGCGGACGCCGGCGGGGCGCUGGUGGCGGCGACGGCGCGGCUGCAGUUGAAUUCCGUGGCGGUGCGGCACUGCGCGCAGUCCGGCAGGCACCUGGCGCUGGUGGGCACAGCGGACCACCACCUGCUGCUGGUUGACCUGGGGGCGCGCAGGCUGCUGACUGUCUUGCAGGUGGCCCACGGCGGGGAGACCUGGGCGCUCUGCCACCAUCCAGACGCGGAGCUCGGGCUCUUCCUCACGGGCGGCGCCGACAGCCAGGUGCGUUUUUGGGACCUGCUAGGCCCCGCGCCGGUGGUCGGUCGAGUGCUCGACUUCGCAGCGGCCAGCGCUGCGCCGGGCCGCCCCGCGAGCCGCGCCUCGGGGCCGCCUCGGCCGGCCGCUCGCGCGGCGGGCGCGUGGUGGCCGCCAGACACCGUGGCGCUGGCCCUGCGCAGCAGCACCCCAGUGACGGGCAUCUACGCGAUGGCCUUCAGGGACGCUGGAGACAUGCUGGCGCUCGGCCACGGCGAGGGUACCAUUCGGGUACUGUCGUUCCCAGAGCUUCGGGUGGUCUUUGAGCACUGCGCCUCCAGGGCCAGGGAGCGGGUCAGCGACAUGAAGUUCAGCCCCGGCGGCGGGGUGCUGGCUGCGGGCAGCUGGGACCAGCAGGUGUACCUCUACCGCAUCGAACUGGACGCCACCUCCACGCUCAGCGUUCACGCCCACCGUACGCUGACGGGCAUCCCGGCGUCGGUCACCCAUCUGCAGUUCAGCGGCAGCGGGGAAGUGCUCAUGGUGAAUUCCUCCGACGCGCAGAUCCUUUACUUCGACGGACAUACGGGGGAGCGCUGCACGGCCCCUGCGAAGUUCAAGGACACGGCCUGGGGCACGCCAUGGACGUGCGUGUGCGGCUGGCCAGUCAUGGGCAUGUGGGCAGCCAACAAGGACCUGGACAUCACUGACAUCAACGCGUGCUGCAGCCUGGACUUCGUACCCCGCGGGCGCCGCGCACUCCUCGCGUUCGGCGACGACCUCAUGCGGUUGCAACUGUCGCACUUCCCGGCCUUCUCGGAGGACCAGGGCUGCAGGCGGUACAACGGGCACGGCAGCCACGUCACCUCUGUGCGGGUCGCUCCGCCAGGUGCUGGAGGCGACAGCAGCGUGCUGGUGACCGCGGGGGGCCGUGACUGCGCGCUGCUGCAGUGGCAGGUGGUCCACCUGCGCCCGUCCGAGAAGCCGAGGCUGCGCAUGAGAACGAACCCUGGGAGGACCCGCAGCCGUGGAAGAUGAGAAACGGCGACCCAGACGCGCCCCCGCAGCGGCGCAUGUGGGUGAAGGAGCCCUCGAGGCCAGCCGCCGCGCCCGCGGCGCCGCCCUUCUCGCUGCACGUUGUCGCGCCGUCCCAGCAGAGCCUGAAGGCCGACGCGUUGCCGAAGACGCGCGGCCGACCGAAGCCGCCCGCCGCCGAGGAGGAGCUCGGCAGCGGCCGUCGCAGGGCGCCCACCGCGAGGACGGUGCCGCCGUGGGCGUGCGACGCGCCAGCCGCGGCCGUGACGGGGGGCCCGCCGUGACUCUGCGUGUGGCCGCAAACGGCGCCCCUCCUGCCGUGUCUGCCCCCCGUCCUGCCCCUCCCGCUUCUCCUCCUCCCCCUGCUCCCCCUCCGCAGUGCACCCAAUUCUCCGCAGCGUGCC
Messenger RNA from Prorocentrum cordatum, 3111 nucleotides. The record is from the annotation of a GenBank genome assembly. Lineage: Eukaryota; Dinophyceae; Prorocentrales; Prorocentraceae.